Messenger RNA from Peromyscus californicus insignis, 1032 nucleotides. RefSeq names its product endogenous retrovirus group K member 5 Gag polyprotein-like. Lineage: Eukaryota; Metazoa; Chordata; Mammalia; Rodentia; Cricetidae. The transcript has a single exon. Gene Ontology annotation, biological process: viral process. The coding region runs from base 1 to 1032 and encodes 343 amino acids. Gene Ontology annotation, molecular function: structural molecule activity. The record is from RefSeq and is a predicted model, not a curated record.
AUGGGGCAGGAAAAUAGUAAGCAGACCUUUGAAGAGUCACUUGUAGAAAGACUAAAAAGCAAAGGCGUUAAGGUGGUACUACAACAAGUACAGAGGUUCUUAAAGUUUGUAGAGGAAUUGUGUCCCUGGUUUCCUGAAUAUGGGAAGCUGAAUGAGGAUUCCUGGGAGAGAGUUGGAGUUGAAAUUAAAAAAGGCUAUGAAAAACACGGGCCAGAAAAUAUUCCCGUGGAAGCCCUUGGCCUGUGGGCAUUAAUCCGGGAUAAUUUAGAUCCUAACCCUGAAAAGCAGGAGGGAUCAUUCCCUAAGGAAGAUGAGGUGGAGACACAACCCUCUGCUCCGCCAGCAGAACCUGAAAACCCUUGUACAGCACCGCUUAAACAGGGUCCGGUUUCUCUUGGCCAUGACGCUAAGUUUAAGGAACAAAAAUCUUGGAAUAAGACAAGGGAGGAACUGAAAAACUUGAAAAGCCUAGUAACUUCUCUUACUCAAAAAAUAGAAACUCUCCAAGUCUCUCCUCUUCCCUCUGUAGGGGUGGAACUAGACUCACCUGGGGAGGCGUCUUUUAGAAUGGAAAAGCCACCUGUAAUUGCCGUAGCACAGAGAUCCUCUGAGGCAAUGCGAACCCUCUCUGUUAAAGCUACAUCUCUUCAAGCUAGCCUCCGGGAAGCUGCUAGUAAGGGGGAAGAAAUUCAAGGCUUUCAAAUGUUCCCUGUCCUGGAAGAGCAGGACCGCCAGGGUAAUAUCGUAAGAGUGCAUGUUCCCAUUCCUUUCAAACAGCUUAAGGAGUUAAAAACAGCAUGUAGUCAGUAUGGCCCAACUGCUCCUUUCACAACAGCAUUGUUAGAAAGCCUGGCUUUAGAAGUUUUGCCCCCGAGUGAUUGGAAACAAAUGGCUCGAGCAUGUCUAUCUGGAGGUGACUAUCUGCUGUGGAAAAGUGAGUUCGUGGAACAGUGUCAGGCCACAGCUGAAAUAAAUCGGGCACAACAGAUUCCUAUCACCUUUGAUAUGCUCGCUGGGGAAGGCCCAUAUUGA